Necator americanus (New World hookworm) is the source of this 2607-nucleotide messenger RNA. RefSeq lists its product as uncharacterized. The coding region runs from base 1 to 2607 and encodes 868 amino acids. The transcript has a single exon. Lineage: Eukaryota; Metazoa; Nematoda; Chromadorea; Rhabditida; Ancylostomatidae. Gene Ontology annotation, biological process: proteolysis. The record is from RefSeq and is a predicted model, not a curated record. Gene Ontology annotation, molecular function: aspartic-type endopeptidase activity.
AUGAGAGUUGAGGAUACCUCCAACAAAACCCGACAAGGGAAGAUAUUCCUUUUGACAGGAGCCUUGAAGGCGCUACAUCCAAGGACACAAGAGCUCAUAACGCUUCGGAUACUCUUAGAUACGGGGGCAGAUCGAAGUUUCAUUGAUGCUAAGCUUGCUAAGGAACUUGAAUUACCUAGCCAAGGCUCUGUUACUAUGAAACUACAAACCUUUGCAGCAAAAACCACAAAGGAAAUCCAGUGCACCAAAACAUGUCUGAGUGUAUGGGACUCGGAAGGAAAGCAAUACAAACUUCGCGUAUACACUCACGACAACCUUACGAAGGGCUUCCCGCAAGGAAAGUUAGGGAAAGAAGACCUACAAUUCAUUCAUCAACAACAAAUAAAACUCAGCAGUCCAUGCGAGACAAACGCCAAACCUCCAGAAAUACUAAUUGGCUGCGAUCAACUCUGGAGCUUUAUCAACUUUCAAGCAGCACAUUCCACUCUGCCGUCUGGGCUCAUCCUCGUACCUACACGUCUAGGAUAUAUGAUUUCUGGACAACGUAUGAGUGAUAAAAUGCAGCAUGGAAAUGAACUUCACUUCACAAUACAUUACAUGGAAUCUCACGACUGUGAAGAUCCAUGGGAGCGUCACUGGAACAUUCAAUCUCAUGAUGUAGAAAAGGAGUUCUGCGGUCCUGAGAAGGAAGAAAAAGCUAACAUAAAUGCACAAGUGCUCGAAAACUUCAACAACACUAUAGCCAGGCGAAAUGCUGGUUAUGUUGUUCGACUUCCUUUUAAGGAAGAUCAUGAAUAUCUUCCAGACAACAAAGUAUUAGCGCUCCACCGACUGCGAAGCGUGCUUCGCAAAUAUCAACAAGAGCCACAUAUUCUUCAGCAAUAUCACAUCAUCUUUCAAGAUCAAAUUGCUGCAAAGAUCCUCGAAGAAGUGGACGAGAACAAGGACACAGUUGGGAAGAUGAAGCACUAUCUUCCACAUCAAUCCAUCUAUGACCCACUAGGAUGGUUCAUACCACUCCUUGUCAAAGCAAAACGUUUCCAACAAAUUCUUUGGAAGGAGCAGUAUGAUUGGGAUGAACCACUCAACGAAGAACACAGACGUCAGUGGAAGCUCAUUACAAUGAAAAUAUCCAACUUCCACAAAAAGGUGCCACGAAAGGUCACAGUCGACAACUCCGCACUUUAUACACUGGUAACCUAUUCCGACGCUAGUGGAAUUGCUAUGACAGCAUGUACCUAUCUCACUAGCCAAAGGGAAUCCAGCUUUCUUAUGGCUAAGUCUAAGGUUGCGGACAGUAAUCGACCAACCACCGUACCGAAACUCGAAAUAAAUGCCAUAACCAUUGGAGCACGACUUACUCUCAAUACUUUCCUAAGCUUAAAAUCCUCAAUAAGCAUAAACAACGUCAUUUUCCUAACCGACUCGGAAAUCGUCUUAAAUUGGCUGAAAGGUUCUCUUGAUCAUCCUAAAACAGGACCUUACGUCAAAAAUCGUAUACGCGAGACAUGCGAGAUACGCGACAUCGUACAGUCACUAAAGCGUAUGGAAGUCGGAGUGAAAUUUGGCUACAUCGACACGAAAUGGAAUCCUGCCGACAUUGGAACACGGGGAGCUUCCAAUCAUGAAUUCGUGUCUCAUAUGUGGUGGGAUGGUUAUUAUCUUGAGAAAAUUCUCAAUGACGGGUUUACAUCCACCCUCUUUUCCCUUGUUAAAGAUCCGGAAUUACAAAAUGACGAUAUUCUACUGAAUGCAGAAGCGAAUGUUAUAAAAACGCAUGCAAAUACUGACAAAGUCGAAGAAAUUCUUGAUCUGACAAGGUAUAAUACUAAAACCAAGCCGCUGAGGAUCUUAGCCUACGUGAUAAAAUUUCUGAGAAGGAUUACAACUCGUCUAAAAAGCCCGUUGCAGGAAAGGCUCCGAGAUUCUUUACCCUUCCUAGUUCGACAAGCAGAGGAUCAAGAGCUCACGGCUACCGACAUAUUCGAAGCGCAUAGCAUACUCAUAAGAAAUCACCAGCAGGUACACCUCCAUUCUCACUACAAAAAACAGUUGUCAAAAAACCUAAACCUGACGAAGGAUACAAGCGAAAGGGCUUCAACCUAUACCAGAAAAAGCUUUCGGCAAAAAAAGGAGCAUGCAGAGAAGGAGCGGAGCGAGCAACUAGAUGAACGAAGAGCCAGGAUCGAGGAGUUCCUCAGAUACAAUAGGGAAGUACCAGAAAGGAAAAUUAGACGUCUUAACUACAUGAGAUCAGAAGAACGCUUCCUAACAUGCUCAUUCUGUUUGGCCAGGGGAGAACAUUACUCAGACAGCUAUCCAGAGUAUGCAACUGUGGACACGAGAUCGAGAAGAGCACGGUGUGUCUUAUGUCUCGACAGCCGUCAUGACACGGAGCAUUGCUGGAGCAAGGGCAAGGCAUGCAUGUAUUGCGGCAGUACGCACCAUAACAAGGCCUUGUGUGCCCUGCCAGAGACGAUAAACAAGCGCCGUAAAGAGCUGGAAAAGGUGAGGGAAGAGCUGCAGACGCUCAGGAACCACCAAAACCGUCAACCAGGGCCCUCGAAUUCACAACACUGGGGGGGGGGGGGAGUGUCACAAACGUGA